UCUGUACACAAGCAGCCCAGUCAAAGCACUGCAAUAUGUUGUUGAUGAAGCUCCUCGACUUGCUGUUGAUCUGUGAUAAGCCGAAGGUGACGUUUGGCUUCCAAAACUUUACGGGUCAUGGCGAUGAUUACCGUCUCAAGAUGAUUACUGGGGUUAAGAUCAUAGACACGUACGGCUACCCGGUGGAGACGCACACGGUUCGCACUGGAGAUGGAUAUAUUCUGGAUAUGUUCCGGAUUCCCUCAUCACACAACUGCAAGGAGGACGGUAUCAAGCCGCCUGUCCUCCUCCAGCACGGCCUGGUUGGCCUGGCAGACUCCUUCCUGAUGACGGGACCGAAGAGCGGACUGCCGUUUAUGCUGGCCGACCGCUGCUACGACGUGUGGCUGAGCAACAACCGGGGAGUCCGCUACUCCCAGCGCCACAUCAACCUGAAGGCCUCCCAUGAUGUCUUCUGGCACUUUAGCUGGCACGAAAUGGGAAUGGAGGAUCUGCCCGCCAUGAUCAACUACAUCCUGUCCGCCACAAAGGAGGAGGCGCUGCAUUUCGUGGGCCAUUCUCAGGGAUGCACCACCCUCAUGGUCCUGCUCAGCAUGAAGCCGGAGUACAACCGGCUGAUAAAGACCGCCAACCUAAUGGCUCCCGCCGUAUUCAUGAAGCACGCAAGGAGCAAACUAAUAAAAACGUUCGGAAAAAUCAUUAUGAGCUUGAAGGACGAAAGUUUUUUUGGCCCAUUAGGUAUCAUUAACUUCGUGCUAUCCAUUUUUUGCGCAAACUCCAAGCUCAGGGAUUUUUGCGUCUCCAUGUUCCUGUUAGCCAGUGAAAUACCAUCUACGAUUAUGAACAUGACCGCAAUACCAUUGAUAUUAGCAACGCAUCCUGGUGCGGUCUCCACUCGACAGCCAAAGCACUUUCUGCAACUCUGGAAAUCUGGAAAAUUCCGUCCGUAUGACUUCGGAGUCAAACAUAACAAAAAACUAUACAAUCAGUCCAAGCCUCCCGACUAUCCGUUGGAAAACGUCCGUCCGCUGUCGCCCAUACAAAUAUACCACAGCCAUGGGGACCCCUUGGUAUCGCGCAAGGACAUCCACACUCUGAUCAGCAAGUUGGACAAAGUGACGUUUCAUCACGUUGCGUAUAAAAAGUGGAGCCACACGGACUAUCUAUUCUCCAACUUAAUCGGAAAAGUUAUCAAUGAACCAAUUAUCAAAGUUAUUGACCUCUUUGAGAAUAAAACAAAUCCCGAAUAGAUUUCAUAGUUCCUG
Molecule: messenger RNA, 1265 nt
Organism: Drosophila erecta
Lineage: Eukaryota; Metazoa; Arthropoda; Insecta; Diptera; Drosophilidae
Product: lipase 3
Exons: 4
Coding region: 36-1250 (404 amino acids)
Biological process (GO): lipid metabolic process
Molecular function (GO): hydrolase activity, acting on ester bonds
Source: RefSeq, a predicted model, not a curated record